AUGGGCUCCUCGCAGCAUCAGUACCAGCAAGCUGCUCCUCCUGAAUAUGGCCAGCAAAACCCAAUGAUGCAUCAGAACCCGGGUAACCCCGGACAAUCAUACUCUCAGGGGAACGAAUGGAAUUACUCUCUGUUCGAUUGCUUCUCGCCAGGAGAUGUUUGCCUCAUCGGAUGUUGCUUUCCCUAUGUGACGUUUGGAAAGACCUCGGCUAGAAUGAAGGACCCAUCUCUGAGGAAUUUCAGCAUCUUCAACGGCGAGUGCCUCUUGUGGGGUUGCCUUAGCCUCGGGUGGCUCAACUGGACCGUUCAGACUGCAAGGCGAUCGGAAUUGAGGAGACGUUUUGGUAUCGAAGGUUCCUGCUGUGGAGACUGCAUGGCCGUGUUCUUCUGCUCCCAGUGUACAGUCAUCCAGGAAGAAAAGGAGGCCACAAUGCGUCUGCGUGAUGAACAGAACGGGUACAAUCUGACCCAGCAGAUGGUAUAUCCGUGA
Messenger RNA from Penicillium robsamsonii, 489 nucleotides. Its product is annotated as PLAC8 family protein. The transcript has 3 exons. NCBI's taxonomy places the organism in Eukaryota, Fungi, Ascomycota, Eurotiomycetes, Eurotiales, Aspergillaceae. The record is from RefSeq and is a predicted model, not a curated record. The coding region runs from base 1 to 489 and encodes 162 amino acids.